Melitaea cinxia (Glanville fritillary) is the source of this 1424-nucleotide messenger RNA. RefSeq names its product protein cortex-like. Gene Ontology annotation, biological process: positive regulation of anaphase-promoting complex-dependent catabolic process; positive regulation of ubiquitin protein ligase activity; anaphase-promoting complex-dependent catabolic process. The record is from RefSeq and is a predicted model, not a curated record. The transcript is spliced from 9 exons. NCBI's taxonomy places the organism in Eukaryota, Metazoa, Arthropoda, Insecta, Lepidoptera, Nymphalidae. Gene Ontology annotation, molecular function: ubiquitin ligase activator activity; protein binding; anaphase-promoting complex binding. Gene Ontology annotation, cellular component: anaphase-promoting complex. Bases 1 to 1341 code for a protein of 446 amino acids.
AUGGAUAGAACGAUAUUUGGUAGAAAAACACUAAAUACGCAGCGAAAUCGUGUAGACAGAUUUGUAGCACCUCGCGAUUCUUUCGGCGAGGGGCGCAGACGUCGGUCCUUUCAUGUCAGCUGUGAUAAGUCUAUCAACAAUGAUUUUUGGUUAGGAAAACAACUAAAACAUAAGAAAUACGCAAUAUACUUGGACGAUGCGCUCAACCUUGAGCCGCAAGAGACGAACGGUAUCCCCAAGCAUUGGAUCAGACCUUGGCCCUGCAUUCCGCGAAAGAAGAGCUAUCUCUCCUCUGCUGAUAGUAUCUUAGACUUACCUACAUACAGUUACGCUACUUUUCCAGAACUUCUAGACUGGAGUAACGAUAACAUUCUAGUGGCAGCCCUAGGAAAGAACUACCACAAGUGGAGUUGGAGAAGUCAAAGCCUCAUCAGUCAAGGUCACACUUUAUAUGAAAUACAGUGUUGCAAGUUUGACCCUCGCGGGGAGCUAUUGAUUCUCGGCACCGAUAUGAAUACGGUGGAGAUCCACAAUAACAGCAGGAGUAAAAAGGUUUCAAGUAAUUUAUGUCCAUGUCUGAAUAUCGACACUCACUUCUGCUCCAUUACUGCGAUCGACUGGAGUCCGACUGCCAAUUCCUUUGUAACUGGCUGUUCAUGGGGUAGCGUGGUGUCAUACACGCGUGAGGCCAAGUUCCUCAGCUGGAGACGGCUCGUGACGGCUGCGAUCCUGCUCGUACGAGUAUCACCAGACGCCCGCUACGUCGCCGUCACGGCUGUUAACUCAGAUGUCGUCAUGUUACUUACUUGGCCCACAUUGGAAAUAUAUUCAAGUCUCGACUCCAGUUGGACGAUAAGGACAAUGGCGUGGCAUCCGUGGUGUAGUGCACUACUCGGUGUGGGUGCGGUGACACCAGAUCUCCAAGCCCGGAUUGCGUUGUGGAAUGCACCAACAUCCAAAGUCCAGGAGACAACCGUCGGACCCAAGCGGUACAGUCUGGAUGCGAUGCUUUUCAGCGACAGAACCGGAGAAUUAGUGCUCAGUUUGUGGAACUCUGAUCGAGCAAUACUCCAUCCGAAGGCAUGUUCUCAACUCGUUGUGAUGAGUGAUCCUGAAACCAUAGUGGACCAGUGGGGAGAGGGUCGUAGCGGGUUGGACCGAGUGCGAACCAUGGUUUUCAGUCCGGAUGGGACGAAAUUGGCAACAGCAACAUUUGACGAGGACUUGAUAAUAUGGAACUUUCUCCCAGAAGACAAAAGGAAAGAACCAGUCAAAUGCAAACGAUUCUCGGCUAUUCCCGUCUACCUGGACGAGGCUAUGCAGGGCUAUUCCCUCAGAUGAAUCAAGUAGUCAUACCGUUGAGAAGUAACAGGAUGUACUUCGUUAUUAUUAUAUUUCGUUGGCAAUAAAAUUUUAAUGAAUUC